Girardinichthys multiradiatus is the source of this 1113-nucleotide messenger RNA. RefSeq names its product chromosome 12 C22orf39 homolog (gene c12h22orf39). Bases 89 to 418 code for a protein of 109 amino acids. The record is from RefSeq and is a predicted model, not a curated record. The transcript has 3 exons. NCBI's taxonomy places the organism in Eukaryota, Metazoa, Chordata, Actinopteri, Cyprinodontiformes, Goodeidae.
GUAGGUUGGUUAUUUUCAAAAUAAGGGCGGUGGAACUGCUGCGGUGCUUUUGUUUUGAAAAACAUUUAACCGGAAACAACUGCUAACUAUGGAGCGGCCUGCAGAAACAUCGUGGAGGCCGCCACGAGCUUGUGAAGAUUACUUGAGUGAGUUCCGGCACUGCAAAAGUUUGUUCAAUCGUUUUCACCACUACUAUGCCUACGGCACCGCAGCAUCCUGCCAGCAGUGGAAAGUGGACUACAAUAACUGCAGAGAGUGGGAAAAUCACAGACUCACAGAAGCUAAGGACGCAUUACGGAAAAGUGAAAGGAGCCGAUUGGCUGAGCAGAGGAACUUCACCCCAGUGUGGAAGCUGAGGCAGGAGCCUCCUAAUGACUGGCACAGGCCUCUGGACCAGGAAAACCAACAAGACUCCUGAUCUGUGCCAGCUACCACUGCUUUAUGAACUGAUGCAAUAUGAUGUAGUUCACUUCAUGGCCAAUUCAUAAAAGAGCAACUGUAUCUUAACUAAUUUAUAGUGUUAACUAAAAAAUAUUUUAUGGAAGGCUUGUGGAAUUUGGAGCACAGAGGAACUAAGUGAAAUUUAGCUUCAUGUAUUACCCAGAAUUUAAGAACAUGUUUAAAUUGCAGGAGGUCUGCUGUGCUGUGUUUAACGGUAAAGUUUGAAGCUUCACUUGAAAACUUCUCAUAAGAUUUGAUCGGUCUAAGAUUAUUUCACUUGCAUCAAUAUCAAAUCUUUCUAUAAUGUAAGUUUUAAUAAUAAAAAUGGGCACUAUGAGGGUAUAAAACAGAGAAAACCUACAGCCUAUUGCUUCCACGACCUGUCUUUCAGGAAGGAGUCCAGGAAAACUCUUCCUUCAAUACAAAAGCCUACAAACGUCAAGUGGGUUAACCUCACCCAAAACCAAAAAUGGAUCAGAGGUAAUUAUUGUAGAGGCAGGGAUUUUGAAGGGUCAUUUACACCCAAACCUAAUCAUGUUUACAGCGGAGGUAGCUGUGCUGUUUGGUGUACUGUCAGUUUUUUCCCCUAUGACUAUUCAGUCAAAUAGAUUCAACACAUAUCACUAUUACUUGGGAAAUCAGUAAAUAAACCUUAAAAAAAUGAAACGAUCA